This is a messenger RNA of Trypanosoma brucei brucei TREU927, 1761 nucleotides long. RefSeq names its product ribonuclease, putative. Gene Ontology annotation, molecular function: 3'-5'-RNA exonuclease activity; RNA binding. The transcript has a single exon. Bases 1 to 1761 code for a protein of 586 amino acids. Lineage: Eukaryota; Euglenozoa; Kinetoplastea; Trypanosomatida; Trypanosomatidae. Gene Ontology annotation, cellular component: cytoplasm. The record is from RefSeq and is a predicted model, not a curated record.
AUGCAGGUGACACGGGACAAUUUACCGACCGUGCUUCCCAAAUUUGUACAGCUUCUGAAAACCUGCGACUUCUAUGCAUUCGACGAGGAAAUGACAGGAAUCAAUGUGCCUGAGCUCCCAGAGUCUGUCACCGAUACGCCCCAGGAAACCUACAACGCAAAGCGAGCAGCGGCAAGCCGCUACAAUAUAAUUCAAGUCGGGAUAUGCCUCUUUCACAAAAAUAGCGAAAACGGGCCUUCUACACCAGCGUCGUAUGUUGCCCGCCCCUUCAACUUUGUUAUUUUCCCCAAUCAUGAAGACGACUCGCCAAGCUUGGGGAGGGGAGACGACGUGGUGCUAAAUCCUUCGUCCCUUGCAUUCCUUCGGCGGCACGACAUGAAUUUUCAGUCGUGGGUGUACCGUGGCAUGGGUUAUUGCGAUGCCGCCCGUGAGGUGGUAUUGCGCCAAAAUCAUGAAGAAAAGUACCACCCUAACCUAAAUGACUCUACAGAGCAACGACGGCGCCACGCGCAGUCUAUGGAACUCCUAACCCAGGAAGAGAGAAGUUGGUUUGAUGGGGCCGUUGCCGCAGCGCAGAGCCUCUGUGAGCGUGCCCGGGCCGCAGUGGAGCGCGCACAGGCGCAAUGUGCUGAAAAGGGAAGUCCUGGUGCAAUUGAGCUGGAUGCCGCGAUGGAUCUCCAGCGAUCCGGCGGACGCGAAGUCGUCAUCCAGCCGCAGAGAAACAAAAAUGCCCGAGAAUGUCUGCAGCGGCACAUCGCGCAACACUUCCAAGAUAUUUCUCUCACGUUCCGACGGAGCGGUUCGACUUAUCAUGGCACCUUUAAGGUCCUCUUUCCCGGCGAGCAGGCUCGUAUUCUCGAGAAGGAAUGCGCGCUGAGAGAACGCGAAUUGGUGGAUAUGCUAGGUUUCCGCCUCGUUUUUAAGGCACUUGUCGAAAGUUCGAAGCCUUGUGUUGGGCACAACUGCCUAGCGGACGUUCUCUUUCUACUAGCUUCUCUCGAUGGAGAACUUCCCGCCGCAUUGCCCGAGUUCAAGCAUCGCGUCGUCCAGCUGUUCCCGAAAGUGUUCGACACCAAGUAUAUUGCCAGCCGCCAAGAUCUCUUUCCGGCAGGCAGAUUUGGGUCUCGCUACUUGGCGGGGUAUUUUGACGAAUGUGGAUUUUGCUCGGCAAACGUUCGAGUAUCACUUCCGUUGGGCUUCGAGGAAUAUGACCCGCUGAAACUUUCUUCAGUGGGGAGAAGCGCAGGUGGCAAUGGCGCACCGGUUCACGAAGCCGGAUACGACGCCUUGUUGACUGGGACGCUGUUGCUUAAUCUACUCGCGGAAAUUGGAGGAGGUGACGUGACGACGGCCCCAGCAGGGUUGACGAAUAGGUUGGCCCUCUUUCGUUCCCUAUUCGCCAUUAACCUAAAUCCCGACGGUGAAGAUGAAUACCUUCCUCAAAGCGGUGCGUUAACGCUACAACACGAAAAACACAUCAAGUCUCAUCAUAUCGACAGCUGCUUUUCAGCCUUCUCCUUGCAACAUGUAGCCCUGUACCCGAUCGACGACAUGCGCACCCUUGCUGUGCUCCCCUUGUCGUGGACAAAAGCGUGCAACCUCGACGUUGAGGAUGUGAGUGGGCUUUCUGUGCAAAUGACCUCGCGCUUCCCUCAGUACUUCCAGGCGUCUCCGUUCACAUUCCCUGCAGGUACUAAAGGCGCCUUCCGCGCAACGCCCGUCUCUCUAGCAAGAACGGUUUGCAAAGCACUAAGAAGGUGA